Molecule: messenger RNA, 3668 nt
Organism: Trichosurus vulpecula (common brushtail)
Lineage: Eukaryota; Metazoa; Chordata; Mammalia; Diprotodontia; Phalangeridae
Gene: GNAT1
Product: G protein subunit alpha transducin 1
Exons: 10
Coding region: 133-1185 (350 amino acids)
Biological process (GO): adenylate cyclase-modulating G protein-coupled receptor signaling pathway
Cellular component (GO): heterotrimeric G-protein complex
Molecular function (GO): GTPase activity; G protein-coupled receptor binding; GTP binding
Source: RefSeq, a predicted model, not a curated record
UCCGGGAAGGCUUCUGGAAGGAAGGGCAUUGAAACUGCCCUUUAAAGGCUGCAUAGGCUUUCAACAGAUGAAGAUGUUCUCAGACCAUUCCUCAGUGUGAGCACACCCUCUCACCCCAGCCCAGCCAAGAAGAUGGGGGCUGGAGCCAGUGCUGAGGAGAAACACUCAAGGGAAUUGGAAAAGAAACUGAAGGAAGAUGCUGAGAAGGAUGCCAGGACAGUGAAGCUGCUUCUGCUGGGUGCUGGUGAAUCGGGAAAAAGCACCAUCGUGAAGCAGAUGAAAAUUAUCCAUCAAGAUGGUUACUCCCUGGAGGAGUGCCUGGAGUUUAUCGCUAUCAUUUAUGGCAACACCCUGCAGUCCAUUCUGGCCAUUGUCCGGGCCAUGACAACCCUCAACAUCCAGUAUGGAGACUCGGCCAGACAAGAUGAUGCAAGGAAGCUAAUGCAUAUGGCCGACACCAUUGAGGAGGGCACAAUGCCCAAGGAGAUGUCCGACAUCAUUCAACGGCUGUGGAAGGACUCAGGCAUCCAGGCCUGCUUUGACCGAGCCUCUGAAUACCAGCUCAAUGACUCUGCAGGAUACUACCUCUCAGACCUGGAGCGUCUGGUGACACCUGGCUAUGUGCCCACGGAGCAGGAUGUGCUAAGGUCCCGAGUCAAGACAACAGGCAUCAUUGAGACCCAAUUCUCCUUCAAGGACCUCAACUUCAGAAUGUUUGACGUGGGAGGCCAACGCUCAGAGAGGAAAAAAUGGAUACACUGCUUCGAAGGUGUCACCUGCAUCAUCUUCAUUGCGGCUCUCAGCGCCUAUGAUAUGGUGCUGGUGGAAGAUGACGAAGUGAACCGGAUGCAUGAGAGUCUCCACCUGUUCAACAGCAUCUGUAACCACCGUUACUUUGCCACAACAUCCAUUGUCUUGUUCCUUAACAAAAAGGAUGUUUUCACUGAGAAGAUUAAGAAGGCCCACCUCAGCAUCUGCUUCCCUGACUAUGAUGGCCCCAACACCUACGAAGACGCAGGGAACUACAUUAAGGUACAGUUCCUGGAGCUGAACAUGCGGCGGGACGUGAAGGAGAUUUACUCGCACAUGACUUGCGCCACAGAUACCCAGAACGUCAAGUUCGUAUUCGACGCGGUCACUGACAUCAUCAUUAAGGAGAACCUGAAGGACUGCGGCCUCUUCUGAGCCGGCCGCCCAGACGAUGGAACCAUCCUGCAGCACUUGUUCAUUCAUUCCAACAGGACUGUGCACAGAGAACCUACUGUGUGCAGAGCAUCGUGCUGGGGGAGCUCUGAAAUUUAGCUAAGUCAGGAUCUUGGCCUCAGAAGCUAAGCUGUCUAGGAAUACGCACUUCCCACAUCCAUAGCUCUUUAAGAUGUCAGUCUGAGUUGCAUAAAGCAUUGCUCACACCAGCACUGUGGGGUAGGUAGCGCGCUUAUGAUUUUCUGCAUUUUACAGAUGAAGAAACUGAACUGGUGGAUAUGAAGAGACUUGCAAGGUCACAUAGCUAGUAAGUGUGGGAGGAAGUCAGGAUUCAGUGCCAGGUCUCCUGCUUGCUUUCUGCUAGGCCUAGGGCAUGCUGCCCCAUAGGUAGCCCCCCAGCUUGAUUUCCUUGAGUUCCCAACCAUUUCCUUCUCCAGACCUCUCAUUUAUUCUCCCAGGAAUGGGAACCCCAACUGACUCCAGGGGCGCUAUCUCUUUUAGCCCCCAGCCCUACUCCAGCUCAGCCAAGAGCUCUCCUGUUUAGCAAGGUAAGGCCCAGGUACCAGCCUUCUAAGUUAUUCUGGGCCUAGGUCUCCCUAAGGGCAACCUCUCAUGAGGUGGAUGGUGGCAUUCAAAGAACAGUGGAAGUAAGAGCUGAAGUGGGCUUGGGGAACUGAGGAGACCCUCCCAAAGUCCAUCUGCUCAGACAGGUUCCUGUAGCCACUGUCCAAGUGGUUUAGGACUCAGAAAAGGCCCAUUGAGCAGAGCACUCCCCUCUCCACCCUCCACCCCACUCACCCUCUCUCUCUACACACACACACACACACACACACACACACACACACACCCCAGGGAACUACCUGUAAUGAACCCCACCUUCCUUUUCUCCAGUCAGACACCAUAGCCCAGGCUCCUGGCUGAGUCUCCCUCAAGCCGGACAGCCCAGGAACAAGAUUGGGGGGGAGGACAUCCUGGCUCCCCCAGUCUUGCCCUUCACGGCUCGGCUCUCAUAGUCCCCUGAGCCCCACACUGGCCGGCCCUGGUCAGGCCACUGGUUAGAAUGAAGCAGAAUGACUCAGCUUUGCCCACAGCCUGUACCCUACAGGUCAAGAGAAAGACCCCUCUGCUGGGGGAAGGGUGAGGGUGGGAAAAACUGGUUCCUUCUCUCCAGGAUCCCCAAGGCCAGGACUAUGCCACCCUCUCCUUAGGACCAAUAGCCUUCCAAGUCUGGCCUUGACCUAGGGCUGACUCUGGGGGGGAGGGGACUCAGCUUCCUCCCCCUAGUCUCCCGAAGGAAUACAAUCUACCCCACCUCUUUCCCACCUCACCCUGUCACCACCAUGUGAGAGAAUGAGCACCUGGUGUGCCCAAGCCUGGCAGAGAGCAUUGACCAGCUCCAAGGCCUUCACUCAAUAAGGAAUUUCGGGGAAUCAAAACCCAAACUAACCUAGAAAGACCUCCCCCAGCUCCUGAAAAAAGGACAUAUCAGAGGUAGAGGCAUGAGAUCUUUGGGACUCCCUAGUUCAACCUAAACCUUGCUGUCCCUACUCCAGGGACAUGGGAGUCUGAAUGACUGGGUUUAAGGGAGAUCCCUUCCUUCUGGACCACUGGAGCUAAGGGGCUCAAGGGAGCUAUCCAAGACGGAUGGGUGCGGAGCUACUGAGUCUAAGCUACUUUCCCUUUUAGGGCCCCUCUCUUCUCCCUGGCUGGCCUCCACCUCCUGCCACCCCCAAAAAACCCUCACUUCAAGGCUCCCCCAUGGCCUCGACUUGUUCCAGUAGGACUGUCAUGGGGACAUCAGAUGGGCACCAGAGUAGGGGUGAAGGACCAGGAAAGGAGUAGGAGGAUGGGUUAGUGUUGACAAUCCUUAGGAGCAAAGGCCCGUACAGAAGGCCUGGCCAAUAGCCACUGGGUCCCGAGGGGCGGGCUGGGGCAGAGUACUGGCUUCUAUUGAUCCAGCCAGGUCUGGGAACAGGAGCCUUGAGCCUCACACACAUCAAGGGUUAGGGGAGUACACUGCUGGAGGGGGAAGAAGAGGGAAGGUAGGGUAAGAAAGGGCUUUCCUAAGGAGAGAGUUCCCUACUCCAAUAGAGCCCAAGCGCUGUCCCCUCCCCUUCUAGAUCAAUUUUUAUUCUGGAAAAACCAAAGCCCAAACAAGUUAUGCAAGGCUGGAACCCAGCUCCUCUACUGCCCCUUCAGCCCCCCAUCAAUCCAUCACCAGGUUUUUACUGAGCCACCUUGGGCCCAGCCCUGCAGACAGAAGAAACAGAGGAGAUGCAGAGGUGAGCUCCCUUCACAGGGUACCCCCAAAAUCUGCAGUGUACCCCAGCUAGAAACCCAAAUACAGAUGGACUCAGAGACUCAACCAUUUACUCUCAGCAAUCAGCAAUAAAUAGUGUAUCUUGCACCUGGCUUGCUCUUUGGAAGGGAGUGGGUUCCUGGCUGGGUAGGGAAGAGGUUGCAGC